AUGAGAAUGGGCAGCGCAGGGUCCUCAGGCAGGGAGGAGCGGCUGCCAUCGGGUGCGGAGGAGCAGCUGAGCGGUGGGGAUCAGACACUGGAGCUGACCGGGCGGCACCUGAAGCGGCUGCCAGGCCCAGUGUGUGCCCUGGGCAGCCUGCAGAAGCUCUACAUCAGUGGCACUGGGUUGCGGGAGCUGCCCGAGGAGAUCGAGGGACUGCGGGAGCUGCGCAUCCUGGCACUGGACUUCAACAAGCUGGAGGAGGUGCCCGAGGCACUAUGCCGCCUGCCCCGUCUCACCCGCCUCUACCUGGGCAGCAACCGCCUCUUUGGCCUCCCUGCAGAAUUUGCCCAGCUCCAGACUCUGCGCUGCUUGUGGAUUGAGAACAACUACCUGUACCAUUUUCCUCGGGCCUUGCUCCAGAUGCCUGCACUGCAGUCCUUGCAGAUGGGUGACAAUCGACUCCGAGCACUGCCGGGCAGCCUGCCGCGUAUGACUGGCCUCCGGGGACUCUGGCUUUAUGGGAAUCGCUUUGAGGAGUUCCCACAGCCCCUGCUCCGCAUGUCCCAGCUCCAUAUCCUUGACCUGGACCGCAACAAGAUCAUCGACUUCCCAGACCUGGCCCACCUGAAAGGGUUACGGCUCUUUUCCUAUGACCAUAAUCCAGUUAAAGCACCACCCUGUGUGGCUGACACUGUCACCCUUGUGGGCGAUGGGGCCCAGGAGCUGAUGGAGGCCAGGGAGGAACGUCUCCAGAGCCUGCGGGAGCAGGAGGAGCAGGAUGAACAGGAGGAGAAUGGCUCAGAAGCCAUGCAGGGCACCCUGAGGAACGACUCCUCCCUGCUAGAGGAUGCUGAAGGCAGUUUCUCUGCCCUGGAAUGCUCCCCAGAAGAAACAUGA
This is a messenger RNA of Emys orbicularis (European pond turtle), 891 nucleotides long. RefSeq names its product leucine rich repeat containing 10B (gene LRRC10B). The record is from RefSeq and is a predicted model, not a curated record. Gene Ontology annotation, molecular function: protein binding. Bases 1 to 891 code for a protein of 296 amino acids. NCBI's taxonomy places the organism in Eukaryota, Metazoa, Chordata, Testudines, Emydidae. The transcript has a single exon.